AUGGAUUCUUCGUAUGGGCAAACUGGUCCGCAGUACAGCCUACCACAAAACAGCGAUGCCGCCUACGUCGAGAAUGGCUUACACCCUGUCCCGGCUGAUCAGACAGACAAAAUAAUCAACUCGGCUCAUUACGUUCCAUAUGACCAAUACAAGCCAGUACCUCUAUCGCCUGAUCAGGGGAUGAAGACGUCAUCGUUGAUGCCGAAGAAAAGGAUAUGCGGCGUGGGUAGGGGAAUGUUUAUUCUCUUUUGUGUGCUGGCAUUCUUCAUCGUGGCUCUUGUCGUCAUUGCUGGUCUGUUUGGAGCCAUGCUCGCGAACCAAUCCGUAGAGAUUCUCGACCUCAAGAACACCACACCAACAAAAGAGACAUCAACUGCUGCUGCUGCCACAACAACCUGGGUCGAGGUCAACGACUGGGAGUUUAUCGGCUGCUGGAUGGAUGGCGACGAGCGCAUAUUCCCAGACAAGAACGUGGUCAUCAAGAAUCAGACGAAUCGGCUUUGCGCUGCCGCGUGCGCCGGUUACGAGUACUUCGGAACCGAGUUCGGGGAUCAGUGCUAUUGUUCCAAGACGGCGCCAAAGACGGCGGCGCCCGCGUGGAACUGCGAUAUGCACUGUGCCGGCGCUCCGAACUCGGAAAUAUGCGGAGGCUACUACUUCAUGAGUGCGUGGAAGAGGAAGUCAUCAUGA
This is a messenger RNA of Colletotrichum truncatum, 690 nucleotides long. The record is from RefSeq and is a predicted model, not a curated record. Lineage: Eukaryota; Fungi; Ascomycota; Sordariomycetes; Glomerellales; Glomerellaceae.